Mauremys reevesii (Reeves's turtle) is the source of this 7289-nucleotide messenger RNA. RefSeq names its product cysteine rich hydrophobic domain 2 (gene CHIC2). The record is from RefSeq and is a predicted model, not a curated record. The coding region runs from base 216 to 713 and encodes 165 amino acids. The transcript is spliced from 6 exons. NCBI's taxonomy places the organism in Eukaryota, Metazoa, Chordata, Testudines, Geoemydidae.
UCUCGCGAGGCCGCGGCGGCGCCGUUGCUGUGGUUCCCUCGGCUGGGGCGGCGCUAGCGUUGGCGCCGCGGCCCGGCCCGGAUGUUGUUGUUUCUCCCCCUCCCCGGAUAAUGACGGGCGCUUCCUGCCCCUGAGCCGUAACGACGCCGGCUCAGCCUCGCCGGGGGACCCCGGCCGCUUGCCCGCUCCUUGUCCGCACACAGCGCGGCCCGGCCAUGGCGGAUUUCGACGAGAUCUACGAGGAGGAGGAGGACGAGGAGCGGGCGCUGGAGGAGCAGCUGCUGAAAUACUCGCCCGACCCGGUGGUGGUGCGCGGCUCUGGCCAUGUCACCGUAUUUGGACUGAGCAACAAAUUUGAAGCAGAAUUCCCUUCUUCUUUAACUGGAAAGGUUGCACCUGAGGAAUUUAAAGCCAGCAUCAGCAGAGUUAACAGUUGUCUUAAGAAGAACCUUCCAAUUAAUGUUCGAUGGCUACUUUGUGGCUGCCUUUGUUGCUGCUGUACAUUAGGUUGUAGUAUGUGGCCAGUUAUUUGCCUCAGUAAAAGAACACGAAGAUCGAUUGAGAAGUUAUUAGAAUGGGAAAACAAUAGGUUAUACCACAAGCUGUGCUUGCAUUGGAGACUGAGCAAAAGGAAAUGUGAAACGAAUAACAUGAUGGAAUAUGUCAUUCUGAUAGAAUUUUUACCAAAGACACCGAUUUUUCGACCAGAUUAGCAUUUGCUUUAUUUAUAGAGACUUAUCCAAGUAUGUUGUCUUUCCAAUGGUGCCUUGCUUGGUGCUCUCCUGGUGGUGGUAUAGCAUUGGUUCUACAGAUUAUUGUGGUGUUUUUUGUUCUUUGUUUUUUAAUAACAGCAUGUUCUAAGUGCAUUUUGUCAAAAUUUGCAAAAGUCAUUUCAUGCAAAUGUUAAGUACUACUUAAGUUAUUACUUGUACUUAUUAUGUUUGUUAAUGUAUCUUGAUUUUCAGAGUCUUUUAUAUGUGUGUAUAUAUACAUAACAUAAAUAUACAGCUGAAAAUAGCCUACAAGCGAGCAGAUUUUUUUUAACCCAUAAUACACAUAAUGAGUUGACUGUAAAUUGUGGAAGUUCUUUUAAUCUUUUACCUGUUUACCAAGUAACUUCUAUGACCCUCUCCAGAUUUUGCCCGUGACAUGCUAGUUGUAUGUUCCCCCCCCCCUUUUUGGGGUGGGGGGAGAGGAGGGACGAAGGGAAUAUCAGCCAGCCACCUCUACUGGGAUAAUAAGCAGUGCUUGUUUGAAACUGUCCAUUUUGGAACCCAAAUGUCAAUGCACCAUUAGAAGUCUCUGUGCUCUUUUGUGAAGAAAUCUAUCAGCUGGUUCUGAAGAAGUUCUACCUUAAAGGUUAAUAAACCAGAAUUCAAAGUAUUUUACUCAGACUAGAAAAAUCAUGAAAAGGUUUGCAUGCAUCUAAUGAUUACUAGAGCUCAGGAUCACAAAAAUACAUUAGUAUUGCAACUUAUAAUGUAUAUAUCUUAAUUCAGGUUAAUGCCAUGUAACAGCUUUACUCUUUACUUCUUAUUGUUUACCAGAUCCUGUACACAAGGGUGCAAAAAUAUUUGUUUCAGUAAAUUUAUUGUCCCAAGAAAAUCUUUUUUGGGUUUUUUAGGGUUUUUUUUAAAAUGCAUUUAUAACCUCACACAGGCAGUUGUUUGAGAGAAAUCUUGAAAAAUACAGUUCCAGACACACAUGCAGACGGAUGCCAUGUAUCACAAAAUUAGUCAAAGCAGGGUACACUGGACAAUAGUGAGAACUUAAGAAAUGUAUUGGAUAAAUAUUUAUUGCACCCUGAUUUCUUCCAAUUUAGGUUUACAAGAUUUAUUUUCUGCACAAAUAUGAUUUUUAAAAAAACUGGAUAUGUGAUGUAUGCUUGGGUCAGGCCAGUUCUAUUUCAUUCUGUUACUUAUCUCACUUUGUUGUACAUAUCUUCAUAUAUGUUUGUUUUUAAUAGCUACUCAGUAAUCUUAUUUUUUAGUUUGUUCUUUGUAUGUCUGGAAUUACAUGAACAUUAAUGUAUGCUAAGAAACUGUUCCUCAUACAUCUGUGGUAUCAAGCAAUAAUGUGAAUUACUAUGACAAACAAAUAUACUCUGCUUAAUAUUCGUAUGAAUGAAAAGUUGAUAUGAAUACCUUUCUCUUUUUACUCUUUUUAAUACAAGUUUCAUUUCUCAUUAAUAUAUACAAGUACCUGGAUGUUAUGAACUAUUUUUGUAUACUUCUUCAAAAUAGUUAUUCUCUAUAAAUCUUCAGUAGUGAAUGUUGUAUUCAUUGUUUGAUAUUGGGAGCUGUCUAGAAAGGUCAAGGGUUUUCUCUGAAUUAUCUUAAUCUGUGUUCUCUCUAUAUAUGCCCCAGAAUAGAGAUCUUCCGUUACUCAGCUCUUGUGUUUUUUGUGUAAGCUGCAGGUAUGUUUUACUGUUAUCAAAGUUCUCAAUGGACUGUAUAAAAUAGCUCUUUCAUAGAUGUAUUGUUGAGUAUGUGUUAUCCCUUCCAGUUCUCCACUGGUAUUUCAUUAAUGAAGAAGUGGCUGAAAGAUUUUCACUUGAGGCAUAUCUCUUGUAAAGUUACGAUAUGUGGUACUACCCUGUGUUAACACAAGAGCCAUGACUGCUCAAGGUGUCAAAUUUGUAUUAACCAAAUGGAUGUCAGUCUAAUUUUAUCAGACUUUGCAGCUCAUUUUUGAAACUUCUGAAUCACCCUUUGAAUAUCUGUUGUAGAAGUCCAAAUUAGAGCUUUUGUAGAUCAGAAACUUUGGAAAUUCCUUGAUAUGAAGGACAAGUCAAAAUAUAUGAAAUGGUCUAAGAAGCAAUUCUCAUCACACUCAAUGUCUCUGACUUGGUUUGGCCUUCAGAGAGACUCAGGAGUUUGGGAUCAUUGAGGCAGUUAUGGCUGACCAAGAUUUUUAAAUCUUUGUGGUUUCUCCUGUCAAAGUAGACCAUUCAUCCAGUAGUAGUUAUAAAACUUUACACAAAUCCCUUAACCCCUGAACAAAAAUCGUAGAAAUUGGAGAUGGAAAAGACCUUAAAAAGUCAUCAAGUUAAUCUCCGUAGCGGCCAGUAGGGAUUUUUUUUUUAACAUAAUUUCUAGUGUUUUGUCCACUAGGCAGUAUGUUUACAUGUCUCUAGCAGUGGUUUCAUUUUCUACAAGUCCAACUACCAAAAUUAAACAGUUUAUAGUUUGGGCAGGCCACAAGACCAAUGGUAAGGCGAAAAGGGAAUUAAAAUGCUACUUUCUUUUGCAGGAUAUUUUCAGGCUGCCCUUUUAUAAUUAAAAAGCAGUUAACACACUAGACUAGUCUGCUAUAAAGGAUAGCCUGAAAAUAUCCUACAAAAGAAAGUAACCUUUCUGAUUCCGUUUAACUAGUUAACUUUGCUUGAACUGUGAAGGCUGGAUAUGCACUUAAGAUUUCUCAUUUGUAUUCUUUUUAAUUAACACAGUAUCUAGUUAUGCCUUUUUAACCUUUAGCGGGAAAAACUGGUGCUAAGGGCAUCAAUGACUGUAUUUGAAAGUUAUUUUAGGUAGUUGAUUGUAAAUGCAGUUGCCUUUAAUUGUUUGGCCAGGAUUUCUCUUUCUUUCCAUAGUAUAAGCAAAGAAAAUCAGUUGUCUCCAUCAUCAAAAGAUGCACUGUAGUUAUUGGGGAAAGGUUCCCACUCCAGAGGGCUUUGGAUCAGGCCCUGCAUGAGAAGUCCUGAUGGUACAAUAUAUCUGCAAGAACCCUUAGCAGCUGGCCAUUGGUUAAGGUUUAAAGCUUCAAGUGCUAUUUGCAGAGUUUGCAGUCAGCUGUUAAUCAGAGGAGGGAAUCUUUAUAGAUAAAAGUUACAUAAAGCUAGUAAGCAUUUCAAAAUCCCUUUGGUAAGGGUACUUUUUAAUAAAUUUUACAAGUAAAUCCAAGAGUCCGUUAUACCCAUCAGAAUAACGGAACUUUUCAUUACCAUAUUCUGAGGACUUGUAGUAGUAGAGUUCUAAAUAUCAUAGGAAAGGGUUAAAAAUUGUUUUUCCCCAGAUUGCAACAUUGAAAUUUGAUAACUAACUCAUGAUUUUUAUCACAAGCUCCUGGAGGCAGGUGAUUAGGUUAGAAUCUCAGCUUUUUUUUUUUUUUAAGUAAAUUUCUAGCCCUCCUGUUUGCAGGUAACAGCUUGAAUAUAUGAACCCUAAGGGCUCAGAAACUAGAAGGAAAAGGAAAAGAACCCCACAUGUAUUUAUUUUUUUAAAUCGAGACAUUUAAACAAAUCUAUCUUUGAGGGGGAGUACCUCAUGAUUUUUGAAUACUUGAGGUUAGUAAUCCUGCAGAUUGCUUAAGAAAGCUUAAUACUGAACAAUUUAAAGAGAUAUAUAAAUGGGACAUGUACCUCUUAAGUCUGAUAACCUGUGCCUGCAGGAAAAAACAGUGAUGGGAAGGAUGUUAGCAAAUAUAUAUAUAUAUAUUUGCUAUCAGUGGCUAUAGUCUACACUUGAAAGCACUGCAUUUUUGUAAAUAAGGUCCUUCUCCCUAUCUGAGGUCAAAAUUUUUAAUGUGAAGGAUACUUAAAAUCAAGCAAGGAUGCAUCCUAGUCUCAAAAGAUGUCUUGGAUUCAUUGUAGCAGCGCAGUAGUAUGGGUAGUGCCUUCAGCUGGCUGGCUUUGGAUCCAUGACUAAAACCAAGUUCUUGCUUAAUUUGCUAUUGAAAGGACAGUGUUUUAGAAGAUAAAUCUGUAUUCAUCAUAAUUACUAAUUUGCUCCAAUUUCUGUGAUUCUUUCUCCAAAAGCAUCCUUCCCUCCUGUUUAGUGUACAGUAUAUAAUGAUUUUGUUGGCCACACUUAGCUGAAAAUAUAAUUCCUGAGGCAUUAAUAGGAAAGAUGAUAACAGAGCUAAUAGGCUGAAUGGGCCUGUCUACAUGAAGGCUUAUUUACAAAUUGCUUCCCAUAAGAUUACUUGGACUUUAGUAUGCAUGACCAUUUAAAAUGUAAUCAGCCUGUGGCCAAGGCAGCCCACUUCACUGUGUGGUGUGAGGAUGUUAAACACAAUGAGCAUUUUAGAUCACCAGAUAAGGAUAGAUGAAUUCCCUUGCUGUAAAUGCAGAACCUGAAUGUUUCCAAGGAAGACUAGUUCCACACUGAAAUGCUUUCCAUAUGCUUCCCUUUUCUAUGACAGGUAUGUUUGCAAACUGGGUGAGCCAGGAUUUUCUGGUAAUGAUGAACGCAAAUGUUCUUUUUGCUGGGAGACUUAAUCAGUGGGUGCCAGUGGAAAAAAGUGCAGUGGAAAAAAGUGCAGUGGAAGCAAAUGCUCUUGCUACUGUGUGAUGUGACUCAUGUGCCAUGUCCUCAGUUAAUGCAGUGCUCUAGUUUGCCACCAGAUUAAUAUAUUCAGUUUUGUUAGUAACAGCAUGUCAAACUUUGGACUUUGUUAUUGUCCACUGAUAUAGCAUAAUUCUUUUCCUCUGGAAUCUCCUGGAAAAAUGAGUCAAUGUGAUUUGGUAUGUUUUGAGACUGGUUGUUAAAAAAGAAUCCUCUGAGUUAUGUGUAUUAAAUUUAAUUUUGUCAGUAUAUAUCCCCACCACAUCACAGCUGGAUGAAAUGGAUUUUUUGUAACCUAGAUUGUUUUGUUUAAUUGGAAGACACUCUUUUAAAAGUUCAUCCAGGCUUAUUUCCUUUGAUACUGCUUCGUUAAAAUCAGCUUGUCUUGGAGAAAAUGAAGUUACUCUCCCAUUUAUCCUCAGGAGUCAAGCAUUUGUGAACGUUACAAUGAGGCAAUGGUGCAAUCAAGGUAAUUGUAAUAAAUUUUAGUUAGGAAGGCAAGGUGCAAAAGGCUGAACAUAGAACUUGGUAACAGAACUCUGAGUGUACUUCAAAAUGGGUUUCUUUCUGUAUCAAACGGUAUUGAAGGAUGAAGGUUAUGUCAAGGCUAAUUGAAUCCCUUUCCUAAGCUUUUGUAGACAGUGUUCUAAUUCCCACUACAUUUUGGGUCUCCAGCAAGUGCCUCAUUAACCUUUUUGGCUGUGCCCUAAUUGAUAGAGAUUUUGCCAGCUAUGCUACUUAUGAGAAACACUUCCACCUUAAAGAUAAAGCAUCUUCUACCUUUCUGUUAACUGGGUAUCUUUAGUUUAAAACUUAAGAUAUCUAGCUCAAAAAGGAAUCAAGGAUAAAAGUGGAGCAGCCUUAAUUACACACCAAUCUUUUCCAAAGCUAGAGCCUGUAAUUCAUGGUUAAUUGUUUUCAAAGAAAAAUCUUAACUUGUGCAUACAGCUCCUGUCAUGUGACAACAUAUCUAAAACCCAAGAGUUAGGAUCCAGUGAGGAUAGCUUAGAUUCAGGUAAAUGAAGUAGAUUUUGUAGCUAGUUGUCUUUUAUUGAAAAGGAACGGUUAAAUGUUCACCUUUAAGGGGCAGAUGUUACAUUUUUUAAUGGUCCUUGCAGUUUAAUUUUCUCUCUGUAAGAAAUAUUGAAAAUUACUUUGCCUCAAAUGUCAAAAACUAGGAUCUGUCAUUGUAAUCUAAAAAUUUUGGUUCAAUCAUUUUUAUUUUAUAAAAUGGGGUGGUUAAUCCAUUUUAUAUACCAUGCUUUAGCAGCCUUUUAUAAAUCAAAAUAUGGUGGUGCAGUGUAAUCCUAAAAUACUUUGAGGUGGUCUGCGUAUGGAGGAAUUUUCUUAACAAGUUUUAAAAGUUAGUUUGUGAUCUCUUAUGUUAUGGUUGCAACACACUGCCUAAUCCAUCAGAAUAUGCUUUGUAUAUAUUUUAAAAUAGAAGGUUUUUUUCAGAGAGUAAAUUGUUUCAAGGAAAUUUGAGUUCAGCAUUAAAAUGUGUAAUUUAUUUGGUUUCCCUAAAAGACCUAAAUUUUGCAGUGAAAAUGCUGACCUAGGUUCAACUAAAAUAAAGACAAUUUACUGUAGAUUGUGUGGGCUAAAUUAAUCCCUCUGUAACUCAGCUGAUUAAGUGAAGUUCCAGAGAGUUACCUUUGGCUGUAUAUGGUUAGUAAAAUCUUGUGAAACACAUUAUUAAUCAGUAAUCCUAAAAAUGACCUAAGAGAUCUGUCAAACUGGCCAAAUAAACAAACUUGUUAAAAUAACCACACUGCAUCAGUCUAUGUUUAAAAAAAUGAAAGCAAUAAAUGUACUUUUUUACAUUAAGAUUUAGUAGCAGUCUCCCAAAUACCUAAAUUCAAAAGUAAUCAUGUCACUUAAGGAUAUCCUGGUAAUAAACAGUUGAGAAUAUUAGAAGGAUAGGAUUGCUGUGACUUGACUAUAUUAACAUUACUCUUCAGAUAUUUUAAAUCCAGAAGGAGUGACUGAAAGCUUAAAGGCCAG